AUGCCGGCUCGCAGGCGCAGCGGCAUCUCUAUGUCUCUGCUAAGCGCGAUCCUCGAGGCUAGCUCCAGCUCCAGCUCCAGCUCCUUCUGCAGCUCCGAUGAUGAGAGCUCCGAAUCUAGUUUCUCAUCAUCAGGAGACGCGACUCCGUCUACCGAACGAGAAAAUUUCCCGCAGGGGGUCGAGGCAUACAUGGAAGACGCCUCUACGACGGCGUCCAACGCUCAGCACAGCCCUGAAAUAACUUCUUCGGGCCAGUCGUGGGACGGUCGCGACUUCUUACCGUACUGGGACGACGAAUGGCAGACAAAUCACGGGACCUUUCGCCUGACACAGGCAGGCGAAUCUGAUCGCCAAGACCGGCGCGGGGCGACUGGCGACAGGAGCGCGACUUCUCGUCUCUGGAAAUUCAUGACCUGCGGAGAUUCAGAUGAUAGCGGCAGCGAAGCGGAGGAGCGCACCCCAUUGACCCUGACCCAGCGGCGGUUGUUGAACCGUCGGAGACAGGAGCGUGCCUACCGGCAGCAGCUGAUUGAAGAAAACACCUGGGUAUCGCUGAGAGCCAUAAUAUGCGGCUUAUUGUUGGCGUCCAUCAUGAUGGCAAUCGCCUUGGGCGCGGCGGCGUAUAUUAAUGGCGGCCUCCACGUACCCAAUCGUCGACACAAGGGAGAAGCGCACCGGCAGAAUUAG
Molecule: messenger RNA, 687 nt
Organism: Pyricularia pennisetigena
Lineage: Eukaryota; Fungi; Ascomycota; Sordariomycetes; Magnaporthales; Pyriculariaceae
Exons: 1
Coding region: 1-687 (228 amino acids)
Source: RefSeq, a predicted model, not a curated record